AUGGUAAGGAAGAAGUCUUCCCCUACCAGGGCUACACAGUUUGCAAUAUUUGAACCAAAAACCAGCUUGGCCUGCCUUCUUGUUCUUGCCAUUAGUGUGACCCUAUCCAAUGCUGCUUGCUUCUUUGAGAUAUUGAAGCCAGGGAUAUCGGAUGGUGAGAUCAUAGGCUGCCGUGACUCAAAUGGAGAGGUACAUAAAUUUGAUUCCCACUGGAGAAAUGCAGACUGCUAUGAUUGCACCUGUUCCAGGGAUGGAAUCAGCUGCUGCUCCAGCUUUGCAACACCAGUUGGCUAUGAUAAAGAGAAGUGUAUAAGCAUUUUCAACAAGGAGGAAUGCACUUAUAAAGUAGUGGAGAAAGAUGAUCACUCAAAAGAAUGUCCAGUCCAUGAGUGGGUGGGCUAA
Balearica regulorum gibbericeps (East African grey crowned-crane) is the source of this 402-nucleotide messenger RNA. NCBI's taxonomy places the organism in Eukaryota, Metazoa, Chordata, Aves, Gruiformes, Gruidae. The record is from RefSeq and is a predicted model, not a curated record.